CUGGCGAUACAAUGGCAUAGUGCAUUGGGGGAUCGCGGUUCCCUGAGUACCGGCUGGCUCAGUUGCAGAAGGUGAGGUCGGGGCCUGCAGACGUAUUACGGCGAGGCUGCAACCGGGUACUCCCAUUGCACAGUAAGGCGCACCGUGUGACCUCUUCAUCUCCAAUGGACCGGUUGGCAGCCGCUCGCAACAGCAGCGGGAGACUGAUGAAACUGUGUCCAUAUGGUGGUCCGGGGUCCUACAGCACUGAUAUGAUUGCACCUGGCAGUUUCUUCAGAUGUCCCACCGCACUCGCACCCGAGGAUAGGGUUUCCGGAAGAUUAAUUGCGCAAUCAGCGAGAUAUUACUUUUUCGCUGGAAGUCGUGCAGCAGCUCGUUCCGGGGCCAACGCUGGCACUGCAGUCAGCCGGAAGGGGGGGUCAUCAGGGAUAAUCCUUUUUGGAAGACUGGCGACGGGUGGGAGGGUUCCUACGUGGUGGAACAGAAUCCAUUUCACUCGAAAGUCCGUCACGGCAGACGUUGGAUAUUCUGAGAGACGAGGUCGGGGAAGAAAAGAGGUUGACGGUUGGACAGAUGGCAGUUGUGCUGUGAGGUUGCGCCGAUGCCCUAUCGGGAAGGCGGCUAACUAUCUCCUGAGCAGCAUACAUGCACGGAUCUUGAAAAUAAGUACAAGUCGCCCGUGUAAAGUUGCCCAGCAGGAGGCGAUGCUGCAGGAGGGAUUGACUUUUGAUAUGCAAGAUGCCGUGUUUCUGCUGCAACGGUAGAUAGCCCUGGAGGUGCCUGUUUCAGGUUGAUGGGCGUUGUUGGCUUGCUGCGUGCCCAGCGUGCAUGUGCGGUGGAACGUGGGAGCCGUGUGUGCUUGUUUUGGGAAUGGCCAUCAGCAUGGGAAUCAUUGAAAGUUUGUAUUCCGUACUCGGUUCUCUGGAGGGCUUUUCUACCAAGAUUCUCUCUUCCAGAAGACGAAAGGGGGCUGGGCUGAAAAGGUAGGUAGUAGUGACAGUGUGAGUGGGAUGAGAAG
This is a messenger RNA of Westerdykella ornata, 1018 nucleotides long. RefSeq lists its product as uncharacterized. Bases 165 to 764 code for a protein of 199 amino acids. Lineage: Eukaryota; Fungi; Ascomycota; Dothideomycetes; Pleosporales; Sporormiaceae. The transcript has a single exon. The record is from RefSeq and is a predicted model, not a curated record.